UGUUAACUUCAUUUUAUGUGAGUUGGAGAGAUCCACUGAAAGCCGAAACUUCUAUUCAACUCCUCUUUCUUUUCUUCGUCCUGUAUAUCAGUAGUUUCACUUUUCUUUUUGAAGAGAAUUGACGUCUUGAGGAUUCUAAUCAAGAGCUUUCCUUUUAAUCUACGCGAUUUCAACACAGAUUUGAGAUACGCCAAGGAUGGGCCAGUUACUAACUGAGAAGCCACCAAAUCCUUUCUUCUAAACACACCUGUCGAUUCAUCUAAAUGAGACCUGAACUGCUCCGUAUACAUCCACCGGAUGGUGUGAGGUCUUCUUACCAAGGUGAGUCGAGCCGUCGAGGGCAGAGCUAGGGGACCGGCAGAUAGCAGCACGGCUACCCCUCAAAUUUUCAGAAAGAAAUUUAGUUUAUAUAAAAUAUUAUAUAUAAAAAAAGGCCGGCAAGACGCUUGCCGUCCGGUGAGGGUUGAUAGCGGCUGUCUGAUUCCCACCGGUGCCAACGAGGUAGAGCCCGGACGCUUCCAUGGUCCCUCCUCGAUAAAUCUCCUCCACAUUGAAUGAGGGUUUGCCUUCACCGUCUUUGUGCGGAUACCAAUCCUGGUUGUAUUUUGGAAAACAUUGUUUCAUUGAAAUAAAUAAGAAGCAGCCUUCUUUUUUUUCUUCAAGUAUUCUGCUUCGUCGAGCUUGAAGCAAUCUGGUUUCUGUAAGUUUAUGUAAAAGAGGAAAGGUCAGGCAUCUCCUUGUCAAUCAUUUUAUCCAUUACUGUCCAUUUUGGAAAUGUCGAUUUAUUGUUUCAAAUCUUGUUCAACAGCGUCCAGGCUGCAGUAACUUCCAUAAGCAGGUAGAUCACUUGAAGCUCUUCCAUGAAGUGGAAGGUUUUGUACGCACAAAAUUCAAGAAUGAAAAACCCAAUGAAGGAUUUGCCAUGCCGGGAAAAAGAACAUGGAGAAAGAAAGGGAAACGAUGAAGCGGACAGUCAGGAAGCAAUAACUCGCCUUCUUGACUGCCUUAGAUCUAGCCCAACCGGUGCUACUUAAUCUCACUUCUCCCCAACGACAUCGAGCUUCUUCCGCUACAUCCAAGUGCUCUCAAACAGGUUUUGCUUUGAGGUGCUCCCCUCCAUUGCCACUGAGUGAGGCACGACGAGCAGCUUCUUGCUGGAGCUCUUCUUCUUGUCCUUCAUCCCUUAGUAGUCUUGCCAAUGAAGCUCUGCAGAGAAUUGCAGGAAAGGGAAAAGAGAAAGGGACUGUCCAGGGGUCAACCUUUUUUUGUUUUAAGGCAAUUUUGUAGUUUAUUUUAAUUAUUACAAUAAUUUUUAAAAGGAAGCGGUUAUUUGAGAAUUACAUGCAAAGGUUGAGGUGCUCUUUGGUGAGUGCCAAAACUCGAGCGGUUUUGUAGUAUCAGCCUUUUUAUUAGGCGCUGGUUUGUAAUUUGUUCUUUUUGCCGUUAGGGCUUCAAGCAGGCGCAUCUCUCUCUCCCGCGAGCGCGAAUUCCCGUUUCAGCGAAGCAGGAGGUUCAUUUCUCUUCCACUCUCGGUGCGUCUUUUGGGCAUAUACCGCCGGCCGCCGGUGAAACGGUUCCAGAAAUCGCAUCCCCUCAUCAGUGUGUUCACCGUCAGCACUUCAGCAGCAUUCAUCUUCUGCCAAGUUCGAACCAGUGGACUGAAGCUAGACGACCCUCUUGCUUCCUGCGUGUUCCCGUCUCAGAGAUACGGGCGUGAGAAAUUGGCAAAGCAAGAAGAAGAAGAACAAGAAAAGAAAUAGAUUCUACUAGAGACAUGGGGAUCGAUUCUAUCCUCUUUGCUGGCACCCGAUUCGAUCGAAAGAAGUUUGCCAAAGACAUCGCCAAGUUCACAAAAAAGCAUGUAGAAGAGCCAAAUUCGAUAGUGGAAGCUCUGAAGGAGGAGCCCAUAGCCAGGCUGGAAUCUAGAAAAAAGGGGAAACAAAGAGCUGAAUCUGAAACCGUGGAUAGUUUUCAUGUAUUCAAGAGUUCAGAACCUGAAAUGAUGGAUCUUGGUAAGAGAAAGUUAACAGAGAAGAAGUCCAAUUCAAAGAUCAAAGAGCUCAAUAGACAGAUUGAGAUGGCAGCUCUUGCACGAAAGAAAUAUGGAAUCCAUGUUGCUGGCCAAAAUAUUCCAUCACCACUUAAUGAUUUUGCAGAAUUGAGUACGAGGUACAAAUGUAAACCACGCUUACUCCAAAAUUUGUCAGAGCUUGGUUUUAAAGAGCCCACACCUAUUCAAAGGCAGGCUAUUCCAGUACUCCUCUCAGGGCGUGAAUGCUUUGCUUGUGCGCCUACUGGUUCAGGGAAAACUUUAGCUUUUCUUUGUCCUAUUCUGAUGAAAUUGAAGAAAGGAUCAGAGGAUGGGGUCCGUGCUGUAAUACUUUGUCCUACAAGAGAAUUAGCUGCUCAGACAACCAGGGAAUGCAAGAAAUUUGCCAAAGGAAGAAAAAAAUUUUUCAUCCGCUUGAUGACUAAGGAAUUGUCUAAAUGUGGGGAUUUCAAGAAUAUGCCAUGUGAUAUCCUUGUAUCUACACCCCUACGGUUGGAGCAUGCCAUUACCAAGAGAAAGCUUGACCUGAGCAGGGUUGAGUAUCUUGUCCUGGAUGAAUCCGAUAAGCUUUUUGAACUUGGGUUUCUGGAACAAAUUGAUGCAGUGGUUGGUGCAUGCUCAAAUCCUUCAAUUGUUCGUGCUUUGUUCAGUGCAACACUACCUGAUUCUGUUGAAGAGCUUGCACGCACAAUUAUGCAUGAUGCUGUUCGAAUUAUUGUGGGCAGAAAGAACUCAGCAUCAAACUUGAUACAGCAGAAGCUAAUAUUUGCUGGGAAUGAAGAAGGAAAGCUUGUGGCAAUUAGACAGUUCUUUGCAGAGAGUCUCAACCCACCUAUUCUCUUAUUUGUUCAAAGCAAGGAACGGGCAAAGGAGCUUUACAGGGAAUUGGAAUUUGCUAACAUUAGGACUGGUGUUAUUCAUGCUGAUCUGACACAAGCAGAGCGUGAAGAUGCAGUGGAUAGCUUCCGUGAGGGCAAGGUAUGGAUUUUAAUUGCAACAGAUGUGGUUGCUCGUGGCAUGGAUUUUAAGGGUGUCAACUGUGUGAUCAACUAUGACUUUCCAGAGUCGGCUGCAGCAUACAUACAUCGGAUAGGUCGAUCCGGCAGAGCUGGGAGGAGAGGUGAGGCCGUCACAUUGUAUACAGAAGCCGAUCUUCCCUUCUUGCGGAAUAUUGCAAAUGUGAUGGUGGCUUCAGGUUGUGAAAUCCCUUCAUGGAUCCUAACCUUGCCAAAGCUAAGGAAGAGAAAACACAGACCACAGCGAGAUUCCAUAGCUGCCGUCCCCUACUAGCAUUUCAAACUGACAAGUGGAAUUGCUGUUAUGAUUGACUAACAAACCUGGUUAGUUCCAUUCCUUGACGAGGGCACCAUACGUCUGCUGCAGACAAUCUGAAAUAUCCUGAUGCUUCAUGAAGGUCACAGUGAUGCUAACAUUUGUUCUUCAUCGCAAAAAGUUGAGUGGCUUGAAAUUGGUCGUUACCGAACAGGGUUUUACUGCGACAGAGUGGGUGUGGUGUGGUAACUGGUUUAGGGUUGAUGGCUUUCACCAUCCACGACUGAUUCUGCAUUUAGAUGAUGAUGUAAACAUUGGACAUGUGGUGCUUCAAUUUUGAUAUUGUUCAUUCUAAAGCUGCACAUAUUUAUUA
Messenger RNA from Nymphaea colorata (pocket water lily), 3695 nucleotides. Its product is annotated as DEAD-box ATP-dependent RNA helicase 57. The record is from RefSeq and is a predicted model, not a curated record. Gene Ontology annotation, biological process: maturation of SSU-rRNA. Lineage: Eukaryota; Viridiplantae; Streptophyta; Magnoliopsida; Nymphaeales; Nymphaeaceae. Gene Ontology annotation, molecular function: RNA helicase activity; nucleic acid binding; ATP binding. The transcript is spliced from 14 exons. Bases 1775 to 3340 code for a protein of 521 amino acids.